GGCGCAUCGAUGAUGCCUUUCUUCCGCUAUUGUUUAAAUUGUAAACCGUGAACGCGCGCCAACGACCUGUUCAAUCAAAAUAUUGUGUAUCAAAAGCCUCCUAAAAAGAUCAUGUCACGGUGUAGAGGGGAAUAAUUGCCAAAAAUCUGGAGCUAAUUUUUGUGCGGGCCUUUCUCAUGGGUUAGGAAGCCAUGGAAGAAGUUUUGUCCAGCCUAGCUCACGAUGCCACGUCGAACAAAGUUAAGACUGUUCGGGACGCGUGUAUUUCGGCGACGGGUAAGCUACGUGCAGUUGGGAAAAAGUCUCUGCUGAAUGAAUCAAAGGCUGAUUAUCUCGGUUUUCGCUUUUCAGAUGGUUUAUUCAUCAAUCGUAAUGGAACGCGAAAAAUGCAACCACACGAGCUUAGGUAAGAAAUUCACAGUAAAGGCCCUCUAGCCUUGUCACUCUGCUACGGGUACGAAAGCGGAGGCAGUGAUGGAUGUUUUAAGAGCAGCUAAAGACAGCGUCCUGUUCUUUUUCUCAGGGAGAAGUGUUUCUUGCCUCUCAAACUUGCCCUGGAAUCAAGAUCAAGCAAAUUAUCUCUCCACGCCAUAAACGGACUACAGGUUAGGAACUUUUUUUCGUAAGAGACUUAUUUCAGGCUAUAAUUCUUGUUAUUUUCUGUUUUGCACGGUCAAUGAAUGGGAAUAGUGUUAUUAAUUAAUGAACGCCUUUGAUGAAAGGAGUUUGAAGUUAAACCAAUUCUACGGAUGAGAAAUCCGGGUCUUCGAGAAAACGAGCUAGAAUAUGGCACGAUAGAAAAAAAAAAGUACGUAAUUAAUCCGAGAAAACAAAUACCUCAUUUCCAUUACUAUUUAUUAGGAUAUCAUUUUAGGGAUGGAAACAAUAUUGAAAUUUGCCCCUCUAAUUUGAAUCUCUGCUGUUUCUAAAGUUUGAAUUCUUAUCAUUAACUUUCAUUUCCAUGACAAGCUUCCGUAACUUCGAUACAGGGUAUCAUUUGCAGAAAAAUGGAGCAUUAUCACCCCAUGAUGAAAAACUUUACAAAAAUACUACAAUAUAUAUUAACAGUGUUUAUGCCAAUAUGUCUCAAUUCCAACUCCGGUUUGUAUUGAAUCAGCUGACUGAAUAAUAAUUUACUUCUUAAUUUUCUAAAUUGAAUUUUUUCGCUCUUUCCUACCUCUGAUUAUUCUCUUUGCGCAUUAUUGUUUCCUCGAUUUUAUUAUCGCUUACAAAAAAGAACGUGUUUGUUUUGGACACUUUUCCGAGUACUUCGCACUAAUUCACACUUUUUGAGUUUCCACUAUCCUAUCUACAGGAGCGAAAUUUAACAGGCUUUCACUAAUGGGAGGUCCGAUCAUGAAAAUGGAGAACUUUUAACAUUCGUCUGACAAAACUAUUUGUUCAGGCUUCCAAAGUAGCUACAGCAACUGUCUUUACUUAAAGUGGCCUUCUUUUAGGUCUGUUAACCGUUUUUCUCAAGGAAAGCCGGAGAUUUUCUCGUUAUUAACGUGAAACUAUUAACCCUGCUCUUGAUCUAAACGAAAACAAGGCAUUUUUAGCUGAGUAAGUUUCAGAAAGAUUCUAAAGAAUCUCUCAUUUAUGUUUGGUCCACUAUAAAUAAUUUAUCCCAUCCUCGUGGAAUAGAUCAAUCGCUCGUAUUUACUAAUGUCAGCUUGAAAUGCGCGUUAAUUUUGGUGUUCUCUCUCCCAAUAACCUGUCGUUUACGAGAAAUUAAAAUUUGGACAAAAGUAGUUAACUCGGGCGAUCAAUUUUCUUAAAAUGCGAAUCUUUGUACCAAGUUAAUAUUCUUUCUUCGUUGGUAGGUAGAGUAAAUUGUACGCCGCGGCUUCCAUGUGCCACGUACAUCUCAAUAAAUUGGAUGCAACAUCUUGUUGCUCACGGAAUCCUAUAGUUGCGUUUGUUAUACAAAAUACCAGAAAAGGCUCGCUUUUCGCUAACGCGUCCCUGUCGUUUGAUAACCUGUUAUUGUCUAUUCAUGACUUUCAGGCUAGUUUCUCGUCCUUUUGUUCGUUACAAUCACCAUCACAAAAGUGAAUCAUAUGGCCCUGGUUUAAGCCCGUUGCGUUUUCGUCUUGAGUUAAAAAUUGAGAUUUGUUUUUCGUCUCAAAUGUAGGAAUGUAAACGCUCACUAAGAUAUCAAAUGCGUUUCGUCAAUAGUCCGAGAUUUAAAUUUCACACCAGCAUUUUGCCGGUCGUUUUAAGUGUCGAUACCUGUAAUAUUCGUCACCGGAGUGAAAAGAGAGUCUGUCUUAGUUUUAAGUAACGCUUCAAAUGACAUGAUUAUUGGAGUUAUAACAACCAAGUGAUUCAAUACCAUAAAUUAAUCUACAGAGUCUUCUCGCUUUUUUGUUGGUUUAUUUGUUGAAAAGACGUAGGGCUGAGAUAAAUAUUGCCUUUUUGCGUCAACUUUUGCACUUAAAAUUUUCCAUUGUUUAUAACAGAGUUCAUUCAGUUUCCAGAAUGAACAGGAGUUCGACUUCGAGCCAGGUUAUGUCCCCACUGAGAACGUUUAUUCUCUACCCGUCCAACCUGAGGUUUUGUUCAAACAUACUCCAUAAUUAUAAACGAAGGCAACGAAAACGUAAAAAGAGCGAACAAGGUCGAGCAGGCAAAACAACAACUUUGCACGUGCAGCAAAGUUUUUGGUACAUUUACUCGCCGUCACUGUAACUAUGACAAAAUGCAACUUUGCACAAAAUUUUCUUUCUCUUUCUGGACUGCAUUGCAAAGUUUUUCCAGAAGGGUCGCUAAGCUGUAGAGUCUUUGGAGAUUGAAAUGACUUUACAUUUUCGCCCCCCGUCACAUGGUAUCGAAACUAUGACGUUAAAAUGGGAGACCUUUGUGAAAAUAUUUUGAUUGCGUAAGCGAUGGCUUCAAACGGUUUAUGCGCUUACACCGCGAUCCCUUCAGUCGAAGCUCUUCUUGCGACCAUUCACCCAGCCAAAGCUUCACCUUGAAUUGCGAAACCCCGUUUGAAAAGCUUUGGUAAGCGAUGGCUUCGGUUUGCGCGGACUGCGAUCCCUUCUGUGAAAUUCCCUGCGGGUCUUUUCGUCUGCUUUUAAGUUCCCUAAAGAGACUACGUACUUAAUCCCGAGAGGUAACUUAUGGGAAGUUUGGUAGGGAUGUUUCGUUGAGGCCUUUAAUGUUAAGGGCAUCCUUACUUAUUAAAACUAGCGCUAAUGCAUCAGUCACUUCCACCUGCGCCCAGCCCCCUCCCCCCCCCCGGGCAACUGCGGGGCAUUUGCCCACCUUGUCAGUCCCGGGGGUGGGACAUUUGCAAAUGUUGCACUGCCCGGGGGCCAAGCAUUUGCCAACCCCCGGGCCAAUCCCGAGCUUUUGACACGCAUGCGUACGCGGUUCCCUAUCAGAAUAUAACUACAAAGAAGGUUUUACUGGAAGAAAAGCAGAUUGGCUCAUUUGUCAAGGACAGGAACAAAUUGUAGAGGGUUGUAACGGCAUGUUCUUGAUUUUACAUGUAUGUAUGCAUUUUUUCAUUGCUUAUCAAGCCAGAAUUACGUAGCGAAAUUGGAGCUAUCGAUGUGAAUCAACGUUUUUUAGUUAUUGAAUCAAAUUUCUGUUGAUAUUAUUUGAAGAACAUCCUUUCAUAUUUAUAAAACUAUUCAUAACAUAUAACUUUACAGCGCUCUUUUAAUUUUAAUGUCAAUAAUUUUAUACCAAUACUAAAACCAUAAACUGGUGCAUGUCGUCGCGGCGCAAAGUCUUAAUUAGAAUCCUCGCGCUAUUACAAAAAAAAAACGUUAAUUAAACCAAAAAAUCGCACAUUAAAAUGCUUAAAACGGCAGUAUUUGACUGUGCGAUCAAUAAAAAAUGUUGCAGUGUUGACGGAGGACGGGGCAUUUGCCCUCUUUUUUCGUCCCCACCCCGGGGGAUUUGACAGCUCAAGAGUCCUCACCCCCGGGAAUUUGCCAUCCAAGGCAAAAAAAAUGCUAAUGCCCGGGGGUCAGCCCGCGGGGGGGGGGGGGGGCUUGGCGCAGGUGGAAUUGACUGAUGCAUAAAGAAACCAUUACAAAAGUCAGAAUUCACAGUUGACGUAAAUAGCAGAGUUAAAACCUUGUCUUUCAGUCAUUGGUAUGAUGACCGAGCGUAAUCAACAUUCACACCAUAUCUGCAGUAGCAAUAAGAAUUUUCCAAGCUAAGUCCAUGGCAUUUUCAUCAGUUACAGUUCACAUGAUGUUCUACGUGGCUUUGCCGCGUUCGUGUAGUUUUGACAGUACGAAUACAGAAUUCAAAUAUUAGCUUUGUGUCAGAUACAGCAUUACAGUAACUUUUCUCUUAGUUAUUAGCUGUUACUUUCCUUUUGAAUUCUGUCUAAUAUCUUAAAAGCAGCAACUAAAUACGCUGUCAAUUAAACAUAUGGUCAUUUGUCAACAUGAUCGACAGGCAUCAUUAAAUGAAAACGAUGUGUUAUUUACAAUAUAGUGUUUCUCCUGUUAAUACUGCAACCGUCAUUAACACGUCGCUCCUACAUUGUCUAAAUCAAACUACUUCUAGAGCUUUUUUACUUCCUUUGACUUAAAGCAGAGCCACAACGCUAACAAUUAUGCGUAAAUCACCUGCUACCCAUGUCGAAUCACUUACACGAAACGGUAGAAGAAUUGCCUAGCUUGCAUACAGACGUCUCGACCGCAAGACCAAGAAAGUACCACAUUUUUGUAAAACAUCCAAAACCUGUGAUUAAUGCCAUGCUGAGGAAUGUUCUAUUUUUCCCGAGGUUUUACUUUGAUAGCGCUCUUCUAUCAAACUUCACAAGGUUUUUCUAGACAUGUUAUCUACAUCGCUUUGACGACUUUGAUGGCUCCCAAUAAUGUACCGACAAACUAAUUCUUCGAGUGCGAGCAUCCGUUUAUUUUAAUAAACCGAUGGUCACAGGAGCCCAUAACCCGGAGCGAGCAAUUCCCACACUAGGCCUAUGUUACGGCGUUUUUACGGACCAGUGUAUCUUUAGAUACAUUUUAGGGCACUUUUUCUAGUCUGCGUAGCAGGCGCUUGGAAUUAGUGGGUGCAAGAAAGAACUGGUACACCAGAGGGAGACACGCAUGUCUCCCUCUCACGCGCCCGUCUUGCGCCCACUACUAGAGCCUGCUACGCAGGCUACACUUUUUCCCACGAUAAUAGAAUCUCCACCAUGUCCUCUAUGAGCGCAUUCCAAGUCUAAGAUAUCAAAGAGGAAAACUAAACGUUAGGUUUUGCUGACUGAUUUGUCAAAUUUAAAAGAUAUUCAAAAUUCGCGCCAAAACCGUUCUAAAAAUAAACUGGUCCGUAAAAACGUCGUGACAUGAACGCAUGGAAGUUGCUCGCUCCGGGUUAUAGGCUCCUGAUGGUCAUAACUGAGCCCGCUGUACUGAAGCGCAGACAUAUUAGGCUCGAAGCUGUAUCCUGGCAACAUGCAGCGCAUGCUCAACAAAGAUCGUACUCUUUUCAGGCAAAGUCUUUCUCAAGUACGCCAAAAUCGAGCAAGCGAAAGAAGGGCUCUACUGGUAGGAUUCCAAUAAUGCAAAACAAAUCGAUCAAAAUCAAAACUUUCUUGGAGUGAAAGUCGUACAAGGAGUAGAAAAUAGGGAGCUUAAGCAACCACUACGACGACCACAACGACGACUUCAAAAAAACAAUAGGUUUAAUGAUCAAAACAACAGCUCUGCACGUGCAUCUCGCUUUUUAGUACAUUUCUUUGACGUCCACUGCACGACUACGACGUGAAAGCUCCUAAUUUGACGCUUUAUGGGGGACGUGGACAUACUACGACGAAUUUCCCUCCAUCUUUUUGAGACUGAAUAAAAUCCGUAAGAAUUCAACUACAGGAAAAGUCGCCUGCAUUUGACUUAUUGAGCGGAUCCAAAUAGACGCGAUUAAGUUUGAAAGAACUUAAAUUCAUUUUUUUACCAUCGUUUUCACUGCUGUCGUGGUCGUCGUUGCUUAAGGUCGCUAAAAGAACCCUUCAAACCUCACCACUCCACCUCCAAAACAUCUUGAAUGCUAAAUUGCGAGGUUCCGAAAUCUAUCGAACCCAUCAAAUUUGUCAAAAAUUCAUAGAACACUGGUUGUAAAAGCUGAUGUCCAAUAUCUUGUGUGCUAUUGAUAUGUCAAUAUGUUGUGCAAUAUUGGUGAGCGCCAUGUUCGCUGUAAUUCAAAUUUUGGGUUGAGUAACUAAAGUAAGCAAAGCGUUGAGUAAGUAAAGUAUUAUACCAAACCACCCCUCAAAUUUACAAUCUUAUGACAGAAGUGACAUGAUCAUACCACACGUUUCAAAGCGCUAAUGCGUAUUUAUUUUGCUAGUUUUGCUCAUUUGACAGUUUGACUUUUUGACGAAUUCAAUUUUCAGAAGCUGAUUUCUGAUGACCGUUUCCGCUCCGAGAAUGAGGAAGACCCCGAAAGCCAACUUCCGGUUCAAUUCCUGUCCACAGUAGCGUCCACUCCCUCCCUGGCAGACGAAGUACAAGUGGAAGUGAUGAAGGUCCGUGUCAUUAUGUCUUUAUUUCUCUUGUAUCUAUCAGUACCGCAUAAAUUAAAUAUUUUGCUUUAAGGUCGACUGAGAUAGAGUGUUUUAAUUGCGUUAAAAGUGUGCCUCUUUGAUUCUUUGCUCGGUGCCCACAAAAGGCAUCGCGGUCAAGCAACUGAAAGCAAAUAAAGGUUUUUUAAAGAACAAACCUUUAGACAAAAGUGUAGACUGAUAUAUUCGUCACUACUGGACGUUCUCAAUUCAACUCUUCGUUUCUUUUCAGACUUUUUUUUAUCUAGGCAGUUAUUCAUUUCAGCUAAACAGACCAAAGAUUUGAAUUUCCUGGGGUCAAUUUAAUAAAACCUUUACACCCCGUCCAGUAAUUUACAAGUGUAACUAUUGUUCUCAGACUCUAAAACAAUGGCUACACUUGUAAAUUACACGUGUAAAAAUUUUAUUAAAUUGACCCAGGUUUCUUUCUCCAAUUUACAGUUACGAGAGACACUUUGAAAACUUUCUGCUUUCCGAAUUCAAUGAGAUAAUAAGCAUGUACAACAUGAUUUCUUCAUAAGUAUACCUUUUAGGCGCUUCAUCUUUGUUAACAAAGACUGUAUAUCACUUUUUGUCAUUCAAUAACAGCUCUUACUGAUUAUAACCUGUUCUGCCUCUUGUGAAGUACACGGGGAAUAUCUCAUCAAACUAGCGGAGGUGAGGCUUAUAAUUAGUGAUAAUCAACUUUGGUUUGCAUGAACGUUUCCGAGCGGGUCAUACGAGAUUUAAGCCGGAUUAAAGCAAUUACUUUGCCAAUCUAGACACCCCAAAAAAAUUCAAAAACCCAAUCAGAGUAGGAGGAAAACAUUUCCAGCCUGCGAAAAGCGUUAAUAAGCAUCUGGGAAACAAAGUGUGAACAAGUCAUAAAUGGUUUCUGUCUUUUAAUUGGACGAGGUCAGUCUUCUUGAGAAUUGUUAACCAAUUGCAAAGACUAAAGCAGUGUAAACUAACAAAAAAAGAAUGGGACAAAACUUGAGAUUAGGGAUAGAGAGGUCAGUUUGUGUGCACAGUGUCUGCUUUAAAGAUUCAAACUUUGUUUGGUUACUUAAGACUGCAGCUCUACAAAUUCCCCAAUUUUGUAAUACCGCUAUAGGCAGCAAAGUUAAAUGUUAUUUUUAGAGAAAAGAGUCUUACCUUACGCUUCAUAGCUGUUGUAAACUAAGUAUAAUGCGUCGGAAUUUGAACAGUCUAACUUCUUUGUGAAAACUAAAACUUGUUUAUGAGCAACAUACAAUAUUCACAUAAACGGAUUUAUCCAGUGAGGGUGAUCCAAAUACCCUGCUUAAUUUUUGUGAAUUAAAGGCCUUUUCAUAAGGUGAAGAAAUGAUAAGACCCGGGUAAUAAGACCAGCAUUUCCAGUUUUUCAGAGGCAUAUAGUAGUGGAGGAACUACCUUUGUUAAACGAUUCAACUUAAAGGGUAAUAAGUUACAUCUACUUCAAUUUCGACAGAUAUGCAUCGAAACCUACACGCGCUCUCAUCAGGUCGCUACCAAGACAGCGUGUCGAGCCACCUUAACACAAAUGUUAAGCUCAGUAUGUCACCGUCUACAAGACAGUCUGGCUAGUCACGUGGUAAGAAAAAGAAACUGAUCACGCGCAGUCAAAAGCGUGCGUGAGCUCUGGGGUGCUUAACAUUUGACAGAAAAAUCCGGUUGGGGUGUCGAAAGCAUAAUAAUGGUAAGCGAUUUACCAGUUUACCGGAGAAUUAACAUAUCCUUUACGGUCUGAAUCCCAAAAUGGGGCGAAUUCGUGUUGCGUCCAUCUGGAACCGAGAAGGAACCGAGAAAUUGGUAAAUGGUAAGCAACAUUCCGUUUGGUUCGUACCAACAGGAAUGAAAAACCUAGUCCUCUAUUUUCGGUUGGAAUUUCCGAAAAGUGACCUUACCACCUUCCAUCCGGAAUUUUCGAAGUUUUGUGUCAAAUGGUAAGCACCCCUGGUGUCGAGAAUGAUAUUAGAAAUGAGUUUUGUUCUACAGACGCGUUAAGCAGCACUCUUGUCUCCAGUAGUGACAAUUAAUGAUGCAUUUGUUUAGCGUGGGCAUCUUCUUUUGGGGCACUAUAAACCUUUAAAUAUAAUGUUGCCGUUGAGUGCCUGUCUCAUGCGGUGCAUCGUUGCCAAUGUAAAUGUUUAUGUGGAAAUUGGGCUUAUAAAUAAGCUAAGUGGACUGGGGAGACAGCCCAAGAAAAGACACUAAAUACGUUUAAUGUUAUGUAUGAUUAUUGUGGUUUUAUUUCAGACAUCUAAAAACUCCCCUUCAGAAUCCAAGAUCGUAAAACGUAAGUUUUAUUCUGUUUUCGUUAUCUUAGAACAACCUGUCAUUCAAAACAGUGAAUGUGACAAAAGUAUUAGGAUUUACCACGAAACCAUGAGGUUUCAUGAAUAAAAUCUUCUACCUCAGCUGUAGAGUUGUGGAGUUUCAAAUCUAUCUGAAUGUAAAUCUGAAAAAAAUCAUUUUCCUCAGGCGAGAAAAACGGACAAGGUGGCCGAAUACAUUUUGUCCUCGCCGACCGAGACCGAUAUAAAUUUCUCCCAGACGGAUCAUUUAGUUCGUCUCUUGUCGUAAUUCUUUCUGAAUAUGCCAACCAAUCCCAUAAUAUCAAAAUUUUAAUUUUUUGUGACGUCACACUUUUCUUCUCCCCUCCCUCUUCAUGUAUACAGACACAAACCAUGCUUCAGAUCAAGCCAAGCUGUUAAGUCAAGACGUGGUGUUGUUACUCAAACAUUUCUGCUUCAGGCUUACCGCUGGACCAAGGUGGGUGGAAAAUAAAAUAAUUAGUCACUUUAAUGUAGCAAACACAGAGAAAGAAUCUAAAAAUAUUUGAUCCUAAAAUGAGCUAAAAAAAAUACAGUUGAGUUCACUUUACAGCGAAGAAGACUUCAAUAAAAACUUAUCAAUAUAUACGAAAUAUUUUCAACUGAUCAAACUUCAGAGACGAGAGUUAGUAUACGUUCACAUAUUUUUUUUCUUUUUAUGUCGCUGGAGAAUGUUGUAGGGGUUGGGUUCUUUUGAGAAAUAAUAAUUCAGUCUUCAACAAAAGUUAUAAUCAUUCUUGGGUUUUUGUGGGAUACUUUUAUAAAAUUUCAUUUUACCAGCCAAGAAACAACUAUGGCAAAUAAAAAUGCUAAUUAGUUGAGGGAAAUAUGGUGUACAAUAAUCAUAAGCAGUAGUUUCUUUUAUAUACAAUAUCUCAAAAAACAGAAAACCGACAAAAUAAUGCCAGUCAAAUUCUAUCCUCUCCUCAGCGAACAUACAUUGAUACCGUUCAAGAGUUUUCACAAAAAUCUGUUUCAAACUUAACAUAGAAAGUCCUUCUAACAGACAUUUUGUUAAAUUUUAUAAACCAUCCAGUGUUUAACAAAGUUCUUUGUUAAGUAGAAUUGAAGCGCCAUGUGGCUUUACUUUAAAAUGCGACGUGAUCCGUGUUUUCUCCUUCUUUUCUAUGGCUCAGCAUGAACAAAUAGGAGAAACACGAUUCCCAAGCACGCAACUUUAAAAAAGAUAAACAUUCAAAUCCGUCUCCAAAGUUUUUAGCUUUUACCACUGUCAGUGGUGAAAAUUUGAUCUUCGAAAACCCGUAUCUUUGUGUUACAAAUAAAUCUUCCAGUCCACCUCCAAGUUUUCGGUUGGUUUGCUUCUAAUUUUCCGUUUCGUGACCGGAGUUGUGUUUGCAACAUCACAUUGACUGGCAUAGAAAUUGUGGAGUAUUUCUUCAGGCCAUCUAUCGAGUAAGAAAUCACACUUGUGGAGUCCAACCGUUUUUUAAUCAAUUCAGUAAGGCUCUGACCUUCGUGGUCUUUCAAAGUCCGAUUUAAGGCUAAAUCACAGUCUGAUAUCAUUUCUUCCAGCACUGUGCCAGUUCAAGGCAGUCAAGCCAUUCCUCUCUAUUUGGAAGCCAUCUUGGUUAUGCUUAGCAGCCUUUCUACAGCUCUGCAGCAGGAAAAAGAGUUCAUUAAUGUUAUUUGGUAAGUUAGAAAUCUUGCAUUUUGAUGUUGUUGUUUCGUUUUUUAAACUUUGGUAAAAUGUGCAUAUUAUUCUACCCUCCAGUGUCCAAAUGUUAUCCAUAGUAAAAAUGUUAACAAAAUAAAUUUUUGUUAGCAAGUGGAUUUCUAUUUGUCCAAUUGCUUACCGUUACCUUUCGUCAUGUGAAUUGAAAAAUGGGAUCCUAAGCUUUUAUGCCUUAUUACGUUGUAAGUUUGUUGAUUUAUCACUGUAAAACUAUUGAAUACUGGUUGAAUUUUAAACUUAUACAACAGCUUUUGGUCUAAUUGAUUGAUUGUUUCGAGUUUUCAUUGCUACACUUUGGUUCGCAUCCAAAUCCCUCGUCCCUUUGUUUGUAAUUUGUCGGAGAUCAAACCCGUACUCUCCCGCAAGCAAAUGUAUUUCUAGAUGUGAUAUGUCUAUAUUGCCUGUUUUCAUUGGCAAGAUCAGAUGAUUUGAAAUUCUUGCGAUGUAACUUAGAAAAUUCAAACUCGUCCCCAGGGCUUUCCCUCACUAUUAAGGAGUUUUUAAGGGAAAAGUCCUGGGGAGGAGGCUGCAACGUUUUUCUGAUAACAUCGCGAUUUAAUUAAACAAUCAGAUCAAUACUAGAGUUUAAUACCAUUAACGGACGUGAUACAACUAACUUUGACUCCGAAGAUGACUUCCACACAGGUUGUUUAAACGUCCGUCACUGUCAACAAUUUGCCCCAUGUGAGGUUAUUCGGGCUCUGGAAUCUGGCAAAUUUUUGCUCGGGGAAUCCGUAAUCCCGGGCUUUUAAAUCAGGAAUGCAGCUCAUGGAAUCCAAGUUCCAGUGACAACGAAUCCGGAAUCAAGUACCUGGAAUCCGGAAUCCACAGCUCGGAUUCCGGAAUCCAAGCCUGUCUCGAUUACCUUACAUAAGAUGAAAUUUAACAACAGUCCUAUUCACGUCUAAACUCACCCGGACGAUCAUACUCCACCUACUUGUGAAAUGCCUCCAGAGUUCAAACCUUUCACUCUUUCUCUUGAUCAGGCAACUUCUGUGUCCAGCUCUUAUCCAGUUACUUGGUAGCCCCUUGACAGACCUAAACAAACGUCCUAAAGCCAACACUCAGUUCCAAGAGGAAAUCAAUCGAGGCGGCCGGGGAAUAGGGAACUUUGCGAAGUCGACGGCAAUUGUGGGCCCAAUUCCAAGGACCAUAUAUAACAUAGCCACAGAGCUCCUGCGUCUGGUGGGUCCUUUAGCCGCCAUGAGACCUGUUUUAGAAUCGCUGUUUCAUCGCAUUAUUCUCUAUCCACCGGCACAGCAGAGGACAGAGGCACUGAGAGCUUUGAAAGAGGUAUGGUGAACUUUUUCAUCCGAAAGGAAUACACAACAAAUAAUACCCUUUUAUUUGGAAGGUUUUCGUCUACGGUCACCCUUAUCUGUGGAAAAAAAGGAUUGGAGAAAAAUUAUAUUAACAUUAUAUAAGAGACAAGCGAUAUAUGCCUAGAAUAUCUGAGUCAUAUGUACGUGUCAGAUCGAAACACGAAAAGACCACGAGCUCAAAUAAAACUACCGCGUCCACAACAUGGGUUUAAACUAAUCACAGAUUGGGUAAAUUAUCAUGAAGGCACGAGAAUCUGUUCUCUUGUAUCAUUUUCUCUUAUUUCAGUACCUGAAGGAGAUCAUGUGCCCCAUAAAGAAUAGCCUUCACAGCAUGGGUGCAAGCGUGAUUAUGAAUAUAUUGAAUAAAAUGCCGGGCACUAAGAUCGGUUUUCGUGCUUGAUGUAAAAACAACCUUGUUUCAUAGCAUGAGUCUAUUCACGAUACUAGACAUACAUGAUACUAUAUCAUGAGGCGCGGGAAAUUUGUUCCAUGGUAUCUCAUUUCUCGUAUCAUUUUCCUUUGUUCAUUAUCAGUUUAUGAGUCAAUAGCCCCGUUUGUUUGAAUACCUUUGACUAGUUUAUCCUGGAAUGUAUGUCGCCAGGCCCAGAGAAGGGUCGUUACUGAUUAGAUCUUUGAUUCGUCCCUAGUUUCUUUCAAGUCCUCAGCGGCUUUUGGAUGCAGCAGGGCCCACAAUUAUCGACAAGGAUAAUCCACCGUCACCCGACUCCCCGACCGAGCAGAAAAAAACGGAACUUGAUUUACUGCGACUGUAAGUACAAUAAAUAGAUAUAAACACAUAAUGGUUGUUUAUCUAACGUAUCUCUGCUUGAAUUGGAAUCUGAAAUGCUGGUAUUUUGGAGGGAGAAAAACCGGAAUCUCAGACAAAAUCUCUAAAAGCAGGGUCAAGAGUUACCAAUAGCCUCCACUCAAAUAUGAACGCUCGGUCUAAGAAUCGAACCUACAUCACAGAACUUAGAAGUGAUCGCCAGCGUAUUGGCCGGAGCACCAACCGAAUUUCCUUGAUAGGGAAAUGAAGAAUAGCUAUAAUAACUUAGUAGACUCCACAAUCCUUAUCUUGUGAUUAAUACCGAUUUUUAGGAGAUUUCAAUCACUGUUAGACUUUCUGAACUGUUAUUAGUGUUGAGUCAAUCUAAAAACAAUUUCCUGACGCUUCACGCGAUUUUCCGUCUUUUUAAAUCGCUAAGAUGUGUCUUCGCAUUAAUUGCAGUCCAAAAUAAUGGUCAGGUUUUGUUAUUUUUCAGUCAAGAUUAUAUUUAGGCGUAGAAACUGUUUCCUGUCGUCUGGUGCUAUGGAUGGACAUGGAUUAAACUUGAAAAAGUGGGGCUUAAAUUUUCAAAGUUUUAAUGCUAUGCCCGCAAAAGUCAGCACAAAAGGGCUUCAUGAUGAAAUUUUUUAUGAAACCCUUCUUGACUUCAUAACUAUACAACAGCAUUUUUCUAUAUGGGUAAAGACGUCAGCACAGAAUUGACUAAAACCAACAAGAACUUCGUGUCCUGCUCUCUUUAAGUGUUCUGUUUUAAGCUGUUACUACUAUUACUUGCUUCUAGCUUGAUGGACGGCAUUGUUGAAUCAGCCCGCUGCGCUGACAGUACUGUGGUCAGCUGCAGUGUAGCAUGCGUAGUAGCUCUAUUAGGAUCGUUGGAAGAUUUAAGUCAAGGGCGAGGACUUAGUGACGAACAUAUCGAGUUCCUGAGCAAAAUGAAGGAGACUGAUAACUGGGAAAUACUCAAAGAACAGUACAACAACGCUGCGUCAGCCAGGGAAACGGGCAUUUCAGCCAAUGGAAGAGUCAAUGGUGCAGAAAGUAUUUAUAGACAGGGAGAUCGAAUCUCUCCAGACGGAGAUAUCGAGUCACUGACGGAACGCUUUGAGAAGAAUGGAGGGGUUUGGGACAAUAUCGCUGAUGGUGAAGUUAAGAAUGACGGUAAGGAUUUAACCUUACUGUCGUACUCCUAAUAUGAAGUCAUUUGGAGGUUGCAUUCUUUUAAGUUUAAAAACUGUGGGCUGCAAACGAAUAAACUUUCAAGCGUCUUGUGCUUCUUGUUAGGAUUUUUGACUUGGCAUUAGUUGUAUCUGUAGAAAAUUGCACCCUGACAACCUUUAGACAAUGUUAUUGUCCCGAGAAGGAAGGUUGCACUCAAGGGAAGUUUUGGCAUAAGGUGCCGCCGAGCCCUUCAAUCCCUAACCCUGAUCAAGACAAAAAUUCGUCUAUUUUGCUGACUGUUUAAGACAGAGACCUGAUUUCAUGAACCUGAUUAUUUCGUUUCGCACACAAAAUUAAGCAUUUUUUUACUGACUAACAUCAUGGAAUUAUACUUUUUUUCGAAAAAACGAUGUUGGUACCACGCAUCUAGACCGCCUUUCGCCAAGCUGCAUACACUUCAAGUGGUAGAGGAAAUCCAUGGGUAAUGCUUAUCGGUAUGUUUUUCAGUUUCAGAUGAUGAUCCUGAGAUAAAACCUCUCAUCCCAAAGAGCGUUCACUUCGCCUCUGAGGAUGAAAUCACCAUGUUUGAAGCCCACGAGAACGAAAAUAUCAAAACUUCACGCACGGCCAUUCCCGCACGUUCAGGAAUUCCUCGCAAGAGCAACCUUCCGAGAAAAGUUGGGCCCAACUACUCCCAGGCUAACACGAGGACAACGGUAAAACGCUCCUCGUCAUUUGACAGUAAGACGCGUCAAAAGCCUACCAUACAGAAACGUACUAUGAGUGGUGGACCUCGCCAGCGGGACCGCGCAGGCUCGGAUGGCGGCGAUAUGUCAGAACGAAGGCCGUAUUUCCUUUCUUGUAUGGACAAAGACAAUUUAAAAACGGUGAACAAGUUUGGCCUUCGCCGAACUCAGUCUGAUAAUGAUAUUUCAGCGAAAAAGAGUUCUCCGAUUCUGGAGCACUUCCAGUUGAGAAGGUCAAAUUCCUGGUCAGCUUUGGUUUACCAUAGUGAAGUUACCACUGAUGAGGCUGGCAAAAGAAGAAACACUCCACCAAAGAGAUCUAACAGAGGUGGAAUUCCACGACCCCGCGCACAGGCUGCGGGUGAUUCUACCCUGGUGUCAAAACCAGGUUUGAGGAAAUGGCCAAGUGAUGGGAAAAGUUUUGAUCCCAUUAACAGAAAAUUGUCUGAUCAACCCCUUUCAAUGCAGCGCAAGUACGUUGAAUCUAAAGCAAAUAAGAUCGAAGCCAGAGAAAAGGCUUUGAGGGAGGAAAAAGAUCGAUCGCCCACGAAAGGUUCCCGACCUACACUUCGGAGAACUCGAUCGGCUUCCGAAUACGAUCGUAAACAAAAUAAUGUCAAUAGUGAUAAGCCGAAGGGAAUUCUGCUUAAAAGCCAUAGUUUAGACGAGCCUGAAAGUUCUAGAAGCACACAAAUAUCACCAAGGAAAAAUACAUCUCAAGGGGUGAAAAUAAAUGGCGUUUAUGUAAAUAAGGAAAAGGAAAAUGUUGCGGCAAAACCGUCGCUGGACAAAAAGAAAGCAAAGGAGGUGAAGAAAAAUGUUGAGGAGAAUGAGAAAGAAGGCGCAAGAAACUUUGCUCGCUGUCUACUCGGCAUUCUACCAUCGGUGUUGAGUCUUUCUGAUCCAGUUGCUGUUGACGAGGCGCUGCAGCAGUUUGCAUCUGACGUCUGUGAGGCGGUCACGUGCAUGGCACUAAAGCGCAAGAAUGUGCCAAACUUCGGUACGCUUCGGGGACGGUCGGAUUUGGUCGAUGAAAAGUCAGGUGAAGGAGCGAUGUCGGAUCCAAGCUUCCCCAUCCUCAAUGCAGAUGGUGUUUACGUAACUGUUUACGCGACUAUGACAUUGAAUUUGAAAUUACUCAAAUCUGGCUAUUAUCGAAAGAAAGCAGUAGAACCUGCAAUGAAACAGGUAAUUUACUAUAAUUUAAUUACGCUCAGCACAAAUAUUUGCCCCAUUUACCGCCGGUGCGUAGUCCCACACAUCCCGUUAAAGACGGACCCUAGUCACCUGGGCCUUUUCGGAAAGCAGUGUGGGUUCUUUUACAUCCUAAUUGAAUGUGAAGGAGAUAAGCCAACGAUUUAGCGACAAGUCCCACGGACGCAGUAUCCGAACAGGCGACUUUCGAGUUCCAAAAACCCUCACUUUUAAAAUGAGGCCAAGUGCACAACCUUUCUUGUGAAAACAAGUUUUAUUUGCAUGAGAAUGAAAAAUCAUUUUCAUAUCAAAGGCUGAGCUCUUAACCUCGUUUUGAUACAGAGGCCCGGGGGAACUCAGAAAUGGCCAACUGAGAAAGUUUGGCGAGGUCUUUGUAAUUCCUUAAAAACCCCGUUUGUCUUUUAUGCAAAACCCGCACCUCCUGCUCUGCCAGCCAACGUUGGGACCCAUAGCAGAGUUCUGAAUAACUCUUUCGCAGGUGGCGGGGCAUGAUGUGGUGAGAAAAGUGAUUGAAACGAGAACCGCUUGAAAAUUCUUCAACCCGCAGGAGGUAGUCAAAAGGAAAAACACCUAAGGCAACACUCCUAAACUCAUCUGGAAACAACAAAAAACAGCUUUCAAUAUUUGCCAAGUAAAACUGCCACAGUUCCCAAAACUCUGUCUAGGGGUCUUACAGCUCCUUUCUGGUGUAUUGGAUUAAAAUCCAGUAAAGGUUUUAAAUCGACUUACAGGACAUAACUGACCCCCCACAUACAACGUCACCCUCUGUCGAGAGAGAUUAUUGGUCUUUUGUUCCCUGAUUUUUGUGCCUGCAAAAUCAAAACUUCCAGCGCAAAUGCGCAACACAAAGGCAAAGAUUAGGCAUUUUAGAAAUGAAAGAAAUUUUUUGUCCAACUCUUUGUUCCCGAAACCUUUUGAGACUGGCAUCCAGCUAUCGUUUAUCAUUGUAUUUGUUUUUCUUUAAAGGAGGAAUUCAUCGAUAACAUACUCAACAGCGGAGUUCCCAUCGGUCUAUCCUCAGUGUGGCUGGGUGAACUAUAUCGUCUGGUAACAACUUAUAACAUUCUAGGAAAAGCAGGUUACACUUUGGACUCACCUGAUACCAACCGCGCCCUUAUCAAUACAUUAAACGACAACAUGCUCUCUGAAGAUGAUGACAGUCCGUUCCUGCACCACAAGAAUCCCAGCACGUUACCGCCGGCUAAAAGAGAGGGGAUGAAGUUUGCUAGACGUGUGCUCUUAGCUACAUGGGAUUCUGUGUUAGAGAUUCUAUCAGCGCCCUUAGAGACCUCCACUACAGGUUAGGUGAUUACUUGUACAAGCGUAAGAGAACACGUUGUUUCCAAGGGAUGGAGCUUUUUGUGCCUAGGGCAUUCAAGUUUUUUGCCUUAGAGUCAAACUAAAACUCUUUACAGAAUCCGGAAUCUGCUAAAAUUUUGCUUGUGGAAUCCAGGAUACAGCUGAAAAAAUCAAGUACCCACUAUCGAUUGGAAUCCAGAAUCCAAGUUCCACUGACAAAGACUAGAAUCCAGCAGCUGGAGUCCACUACCGAAGGCUGUCUUCAAUUUCCUUACAUGGGGCGAACAAAAUCCAGAAAAAGAUAAUUGCUGUCUCGUUAUGGUUAACAAUCAGCAUUUCUUAAAUUGAAAUCGAGUAAAGAUAUUUAAGAUUCGAUUGCAGAAUGAAGUGGCUUCAGACCAAGUUUUCCAUACCUUACGAAAAAAGGAGAUUAGGUUUCUCAUAUACGCUAAACAGAAAAGCAGAGAUAAGCAUCUGAAAGUGAUCAUCUCUCUUUGUUUUUACGUUCAAGGUAAACGUGAAUAAAAGUGCAAAGUUUUCGGAUCGAUGAUCGCCGACAGCAAACGACAAAUAGCAAUUAAUUUUGGUGGUCAGAUCAAGAAGCGUAAUUUUUAAUCUCAUCAACGUCGUAGAGUAUCUUACACGUACUUUAGAACACUCUUUUAUUUCACGCCAGGGAGUACAAAUGGUGUUGGUGUAAUGCUUGGUGGAGAAUCCAAGAGAGAUCACAAUCGUGAGCGCGACACGAUCUGUCUCAGCCUGGACGGCCUGCGUCGUGCAGCACGGCUGUGCUGCACGUUAGGAAUUCAAACGCGCUGUGAACUGGUCCUUGCCCAAUUAGCCAAUGCUUCCUGUGGAAUAGAGGGCCUCGAUGGAAAACGAGGACGAUCAUCUUUUUCAGCAGGACACAUAAAACUACACGCUGCGCAUGUCUUGAGUAUGGAUGGACUGCUAGCCGUUGGGGUAGAACUUGGCAGCCACGCCCCAAAAUGCUGGAAACACGUGUUCAGGUAGCUUUUACUUUUACCUCUCCACUUUUCUCUCUCAUCAAUCUUGAAUGAACUGACACGCUAUCGCUUGACAUUUAAUGGAGAUUAGGUCUUAGUUUUUGCAAAACGUGGGCAGUGAUUUAUAGUCACAAAUGUAUUGGCCUCCUGGCAAGUUUAGCAGCGUUACUGCUUUGAAUGUUUUGUUGAAAAUUGUGAUUAGUUUUACCAGAAGUAAGCAGUGGCGGACCUUUACUGCCCGUUACUUUUAUAUCCAACCAAAUAAAAGAACUUCAACGUUUGAUUAUCUUACGGACUGUAAUGAAAAGACUUAGUUACAGAGUAACUUAAUUUUAUAUCUUUCAGAUGCUGCACGUUCAUAUCACAGUUGGAACGCGUUAAUUUUAGUAAUGGCGUAGGAGAACAGACUUCGCUUGGUGGAAUACCGAACUCUGUCCGAAUAAAUAACGACAUAUCUUCGCCCUUUUCUGAAUCUUCAAGUAUUUCUGACUACCUUUCCGGUGACCUUUCACCUAAUGGCAUGAUCCAACAGAAUUCCGGAGGUGGCCUGGACAACACGCCAUCGAACAACGGACUGUUGACUCCAGCCGAUGCCUCUCGGGCAAUUUACGCUCUUUCAGCCGCGGUGGAUCGACUUUUCGAACACGCCGCUAACACGCUUCACCUUGAGGGCCUAUUGUCUUUUCUCGAAGCCUUGGUUUUUGCUUCAAAGAGUCAGCUCUAUGGUUCCGUUGAUAAAGGUACAAAUUCUCCUGGCGGAGUUUCUGGUAACAACCAAUCACCAUCUUACAGCACAACCCUGCAUCUGUAUCGACUGGCCGAUGUGAUACUCAGAAGCGCCCGCAAUACUAGUAGACCGCUGUUGCAUCUCAUGAGAGCAUGGGCAGUAAUAUCACCACAUUUUGUCGAGGUUAGUGGAAGUGAUAAAACUUUCUGCUUGCGUAGGACGUUUUUGAGAGGCAGUUGACCCCAUAACGUGACGCAAAGCUUUGUUGUUUAAUUCGUUUUUCAAAACAUAUCCCAUGCUGCCCUUCCAGAGAAGCGUGAAUGGUACUUGCAUUGCAUUCCUUCCUAAUACCGAAUGUUGACUGCCUUGCUAGUCACCACCACAUUAAAAUGUGAUUUUUUUAAAACUUUUUCUUCGUUAUUACAUUUGUUAUGAACUCUCAAUAACUCGAACUCCCGAUAACUCAAACUUUUUUCGAUUUCUUGAAGGUUCAAGUGAUCGGGAGUCGACUUUAUGAUGGGCAACAAAUACUUAAAGGGCCUUUCUAACGUUUAGCCGUCUUCAAAACGGAAAAAAAAUUAUCCUUUCCGUCCCCACCUCCUCCAAGCAAUGUUGAGCUACUAGGUGAACGCUUUUUCAGAAAGGAAAAAUAACCGAACCUUGAAUGGAGGGAAGAAGGGGUCGGUGUGCAGAGUGUUGCGUUCUCCAAAGUACCCUAUUUAAUGACAGUCUCUUCAAUUUUGUCACGGAUUCUAGCCAGUGCACAAUUUUCAUUUAAAGGUUUGUGAUUGAACGUCAUGGCAAUAUUUCAAGACCACCCUCCCCCAUGUGUUUUCUGACUAGAAAAAAAAACCUUUAAAUGCACAGGUGCACAACUCAUAUAUAAAACUCACACGUUCAUUCUUGCAGGAAGUAUUAUGUCGGCAUUACGUCAAGGGGCUGAUUUAUCAGAGGCAAAUACUUAGGCUAACAAAAUUAGCCUUGAUUCCUCAAGACCAGGGAUGCACUGAAAGCAAUUGACAGCCUGCUAUAAGGCGAACAGUGUAUUAAAUCACUUAGUAAAAGUAUAGUGCAACUACCUUUUCUCAUUACCGUGGUGGUGACGCUUGUCCGCUUUAUGACCCCAAAAGCUAGGCCAGGUUUCACCCCUUGUAGCCAAUCCGGAGUGGUGAAGGGUUAGGAGAUACACUAAGAAAACCCCCUGGCCAACUAUUCUUGGGAUUCGGCGUGUUACCUCUCAUUAUAAAAAAUUCAGUUUAUUAUUCAAACAGAAAACGUUACACGUUUCCCUCUUGAAGAUAAAGAAUUGAUAGUGAUGAUGAGGAUGAUGAUGAUGAUGAUGAUGAUGAUUGUCUACACAGGCUGCCUCUCACAGCGACAGACACAUCUCCAAGCUAGCCAUCACGUCCCUUCAAGACAUAAUGACAGAGCUUCUUAGCAACCGCAGCGAACUCCCUCACUUUUGGUUCCACGAGGCGUUGUUUAAGCCCCUAGAUGGAAUCAUGUCGUCACCCAAAUGUACUGAAGAGGAGCAAGAACAGGUAAGGAGUGAAAACGUUUUUGUGUCGUUUUAUACUCUUUUAUCAAGAAUCGAAUGCGUUGUCUAAAACCUCUAUAGGCGAAUCUCUGUCUACUAUUUUGUUCUUUAUUAGUAUAAACUUGUCAUUUCCCGUUAAGCUUUGAAGGACAUAGCACCGUUAUCUCCCUCUGAAACGUUCUGACUAAUUUAAAAAAAUGCUGUAAAAUAUUUGAUGUUAAAUGCUCGAAAUUUUUCAAAGAAUGUAUGAACCCUUUGAAAAUUUUACCACCCGAAAAUUUUUAUUCUUUGAUGACUGAUAUCUGCUAAAGUAAUAAAUGCAAUGAACUAAAUAUUGCGAAGGAUACUUAGUUUACCGAGCUCUUUCAGUCAUUGAACUCAAUCCGGCUUAUUUAGCGUUUUUAGUUACUUUUCUAUGAAGUACUUAAUAUGUUAGUAAAGCUGAAGCUGAAAUAAGGAAAGUAUAAGAAUUGACCGAUUUUCUCUCCUGUCAGAUAUUAACAACGAUUUCCCAGCUUGUGGAGACACAUCUAAGUAGCAUCAAGUCUGGUUGGAGACCAAUAUUUUCUGCCCUGCGUUUUAUGCCAAUCUAUCCCAGCAAGUUUACAGACGCCCUAGAGCCGUAUCGCAGACCUCAAAGAGUCCUCGACAUUCUCUCAGCGUUUCUUAACAACAAAAACUCGUCGGUUUUCGCAGCCGCAGCUUCGGAGUGCAUCCAAACGCUGCUCAAGUUUGUUCGUGGCUCGGAUUGUGAUCAAAACUACCAAGGAAGUCGAAGUGAUUCUGACAACAAUGAAAGUAGUGACGCGGGAACAGUCAACGACUUGUGUCUACCGGCCCUGCAGGAUCUUUUGACCAUGUCAAAAAAACUGGGUUCUAUCUAUAUAAUGCCUUCAAGUCUGGUAUUUCACGGUUCUCAUAAUGUUCGUUUGGUGGAACAUGUACCUGAAUAUCCAGGAACUCCUAGCCCAACUUCAAGUUCCAUUAAGCCAAAUGAAUCAACCAAUCAGAAACCAAAAUCCCAAACACCCACUAUGACGUCCGCGGCUUCUAUCACGUCAAUAGAUGACACCGGGGUACUUCGAGUAUGGUUCCUUUUGCUAGACGGGCUCACAAAAGUCGUUGCGCAAUGCCCUUGCAAAUAUCAGCCCCAAACCUUAGAGGUCUUGUUUGAUAUUCUGCGGUCUAUUACAACCGUUCCAGGCCCUCACUUUUCAAUCUAUGUCAUUACUAAUCUACUGCUACCUAUGUUGGAAUCGUGGGUGGAAAGAGGUAAUAGAGAUGGAAGCUACUGGGAGAGUACAGCAGGAAACUUCAAACACUCUUGCGGACUUGUCACAGAGCUUGUAGUCGAAGAACUGGGCCAGUUUUUAAGCGUUCAAGGUAGACUUCUUUAAUUGAAUUUCGUAUACAGAAAGCGAUUUGUCUGAGUGUUAAAUUAACUAGGGUGAAUAUUAACAUUCAGGGGAGGGUAGACUCGAAAAGGACUAUUGGUGACUAUGAAAUCCUGUGCCGAAGCUAUAGGGGAGCAACAAUGGCGUAGUGGUGAGAGCACUCGACUCCCACCAGACUGACCCGGGUUCAAAUACCGGCGUCGAUCCCACAUGUGGGUUGAGUUUGUUGUUGGUUCUGUCCCUUGCUCCAAGAGGUUUUUCUCCGGGUACUUCGGUUUUCCCCUCCUCAAAAACCAACAUUUCCAAAUUCCAAUUCGAUCUGGAACGUACGGACACGUUUAAACGUGUUCUCAAGAACUCUUAAGUGUUUCGUGGGUAAACAGACUACAAUUUUUAUUCUAACAUUGGCUGAUGAUGAAUUUCACGCAGGUUGUCCCAAUGUCAUCUUUCACUAUAACAAUCGCUCAUCCCAUUCAGGACUACACUCACCCGGACGUAAAAAUUCAACCUACCUACGGUAUUACUCUUGGGUACCAAACCAUUAGCAGUGUAAACACGAACUUUUUUGUCUCUAUCUUUUACAUAGCACAGUUAUCAUGUCAUCUGUUUCAACCAUCGCCGCAAGUAUUUUCCAGUGCGCUAAAAUGCCUUCCGAGGCUUUCAGCGUCUUUCCAUCUGUGGUCUUAGUACCAGUUUACCAGGGGUGUAAACACUCCCUUUUUCUAUCUCCAAUUUCCGUCCCUUGCUUUUUAAGGUGCAGCUGAAUGUGUUCCUGAGAUGAUGAAACAAACUCUUGAUCUUCUGUUGGAAUGUGUAUCUCAGCCUGUAGAGGGAAUAGCCCGUCUUGGAUGUUCCUGUUUAAGGUAAAUAUUAAGCCUUUCGUUCACUGGUUCAGCUUCUCUACCAUUCUCUAGCAGUCUGAGCUACAGGGUACUCGAAGGAUCUAAGGCCAAUAAACCGAAAUUGAACCGAAGCAGCGGUGGGUUGCGCAAGAAUGCGUACGUCGAUAAUGUUUAUCACAGCUAUUUGUGUUCUACUUCUGAUUAAGCUACAAUGAACCAGGAACAAACGCGCUUAGGGCUAUUAAACUACGUUCAUAUUACAAGGAUUCCUGCAUUCCGCUGGGCUUGUAGGUAUGUCGACAGGUGGCAUAUGAUGUUUUUAUUAAAGAAUCAUAAAGGGGCGGUUCCUUUAAGCAUUGUUAUGUGUCUUGCAUCUGUCUUAUGUUAUCCCAUGUCAAAUAAGGAAUGCUUUUAAUAUGAAUAACUUUUUUAUGAGACAGCUCCUAUUUUUAUGUCUUGAUAUUUUGCUCCGCAAUGAUAGGAAGAGCCAACGACAUUUUUUUUUUCAAUUUCACCUUCCCAUAAGCGGAACAACAUUAUGUUAUGCAGCAUUUGAUUUGGUGCUCCAACAAUAGAUUUUUUGCUCCCCUCCUUUAUUUACUUGAGGGGAGCCUUUUACUUUUGUUCAAGGCUAAAGCGGUUUACGAGAGAGUUUUCCCGCCAGGAAUGGCUAAGUACACUCACAACCUCACAACCCGACCAUUUUUAUUCCUCUAUCUAGACAUCUUUUACUCUCGGGAGGACCUGUAUUCACAGAGGACCUGUGGCUCAUUGUUAGCGAAGGCCUCAGGGAGGCAGUGCACACAACGCUCUCAAAUCUGAGGGACCUAGUGGCGUGCUUCCAGCCAGGAUCUUUCAGUGUACACGGAGAUGAGGGCAUGACAGUCAGAGUUGUUGCUAGGCGUGAUGUCUUAACGACCGAUAUAAUACGACUACAGCAAGUGGCAGAGCAGGUAGUUGUCACUCUUCGCGAGCAUUAGUCUCUGUACAUCUUAAAACCCAAUUCGUCCAUUCAAAUCCUGAGAACAAAAGAAAUACAUCAUAACUACUUUAGUUAAAGUGCGACUUUUAACAAUAAAGAGCACCAUUUAUUGGAAAUAUAUUCCACUUUCCUCAAUCAGGUCUUCCUGCUAGACAGUCAAGUAAACAAUCCUUCUACCCUUCAACAAGAAACGCAUGGGCCCGCAAACGAAGAAGACGACCAGCGGUCUUAUGUUUUUGUUUUGUCGUCAGUGGAGAACAAAGAAAAGCCAGAGAAUGCAGAAAGGUAUUUAGCUUUACUGAUGACAGAACGCGUCGACUUGCUUGAUACGUUAACCUUAAUUCCAGUCAUUUUUCGCGCAACUGUAGUAUUUUCUCGCCGUGUUGUAAGUGAGACACUGAUGACUGAUUGAAACCAAGAAGCUAUCAAUUAAGGCCUCCACUGACCAAAACAUUAAACUAUCUUUAUUGUAUAAUAUGGAUCAUAGAUAAAUGAAAGUGCGGCAAAUCACCUCCAUUCUAUUCAAAUGAUUGCGAUAACUCCAAUUGUCCGGAUAAUCCCGCGUUUCAGAAGCACUUCCACACCACGAUGGCAUACGGAGGGGACUGAGUAAAAGUUUCUGUAUAGUGGGUCUAUUCAAGUCAAGACUAACGUAGUCAGAAAGAGCACACCAGGCUUAACAAAAUCACCAAGCUUUGUAUUUUUCAAGCUGAUAUUGAACAAGACAAAGGCCGUCAAAAAAGUGCAAUUUAACUCUGAAAUGUAUGGAUUGAAAGACACGUUGUCCAGACGACUAUAUAUAUGUCACGGUAAACUUUGGAGUUUUUGAGUGGUGUAUCUUAUUAAGCAGUUCGUAGUUGUAUUAUCUGUUAGGUUGAGUGACACAAGUUGUAAACGGCUUGUUUUAGAUUGUACCACCGACUUUAUUUACCAAAGGGUUUCAUUACAAAUUAAUGGUUCUCUACUUGUUUCUAGGGUUCCUCUCCGUGGUUUACUUGUCAGUCUGCUAUCCCACCAGCUCCUGCUACAGACCCUUGGUUCCAUUCUCCUUGACAACGCGGAAAGCGUCAUGGCUCAUAGUUCGAUGCUAAGCAGCCCGUCCUCGUCGUUAGAGAGCUUUAGUAAUGAAGCAACUGAGGCGAGUCUCCCAGGCCUCUUAUCGUAUCUCUCACCCGCUAACCUUUCAGUGUUGUUUGAUUGCCUGAUGGAAUCACACAGUGUCGCGUAUGAGUUCAAUGCUCGACCCGGUCUGCGUUCAUUAAUACAGAAGCUUGCUAAACUGGACGCACCGGCCAAUCUCUUGCGGCAAUCUACCACUGCCUUUACUUGUUACCUUCACACGCUGUUUCAGAUUUGUAGACAUAGUGGAGAACACUUUUCCAGCUCGCAUAUAAAGCGUAUUUUGACUGGAGAUCGGGUUACUAACAACCAGGAAAAAGAAGACGAUGUAGCCAAAGAAGACGCGUCAGGAUCACCCGCGCGACAUAACGAUCUGCUGAAAGGUGAUCGUAACAUGGAUUGGAUUGUGCGGCGAUUGAACGAAGCUUGUGAUCAGCUUAGCAGCGUUUAUGUUCGUCUAUACAACCAGUACAAAAGUGACGCGCAAGGCAGCAUGACCUUUGAAGUUGAGCUUGAAAGAACCAUGUCUUUGUCAUCCACCUCGUCACCAGCUCGCGAUUCGUCAAGCUGGAGCCACAACAACGGUUAUGCGGACGAACCGUUGAGUUCUCCACUCUCGAAAACUUCCCCUACCUGGAGGAAAAUCCCAUCUUCGGAAAAAUUCCCGCGUGAUAUGAAAUCUAAGCACAUUCAACAGCUUCUCGAGGACGACAUGCGCAUGGUUGAGCUUGAAAGACAAUUCUUGAGGCGCAAGGAGGACGAACUGCUGCAAGUUAACAUAUGGACCAAUUUAGUUAUCACAAUGCUUGAACUUCUCUUAAAUUUACCAACACUACAAUUCAAGGCAGUCUUGCCAGCGGUCUUCCCCGCAGUAACGUGCUUGAUAUCUACCGGCGCCGACACCAAAGUCAAGCAGUUAGUUUGCGAAGUGGUGCGGCGAGUAGGGUCUAUAUAUGGCAUUUUAUAACGUCUUUUGUCAUUCAGAAUGAGACUCGAUGAGGAGACAAAAAUCUCUUUGAAAAACAAAGGAUAUUUUCAUUUGGGAUCGCCUGAUGAUUGAUAAAUUGGUUUAACCUAGAAAGUUCGAAAUCAUAAGGGGCGGUGGCACCCAGCUAGAGAACUUCUUUAAAAUUAAACGGAAUUGUUUGCUGGACGGAGAAUUAUACAAAUAGCUGACUAGACUUACUUAAAUUCACCAUCAUGUAGAACAUAAAAACAGUUUCAUAGGUGUCUUUAAUGCAGAAACAAGUAAUUGGAUUGAAGCUUGAGAUUUAAGUCGGGCCCACGUUUUCAAGUUUAUUUGGGUUCAGAGAGGAAAAAUCGGCCAAAAACCAUUCAUUAUGGUUUCCUCAGUGAGGGAACUGAUAUCUCUCUGCUUUUCCUAGUCGCCCUGCCUGCCGUGAUGAGUGUACUUUCACAAUUCCACUGAAGUAUGAGUUCAGAUAUGUUACAUUGUAGUUUACUGCCGCAGAAAAUUUGCAGAGCAUUAGCUCCCGCUACACUGGACAUUUAUGGGACCGUGUAAAUAAUCAAUGUGAAUUAGGAUUGAAUACUAAUGAUUGCUACUAAAACUACCGAUUGUUUCUCAAACGACCCCAAAAACCCUCGCCCGGAAACCUUUUGCCCGAUAGCCAUGAAAUAUCUAGAGAGUGAUUGUUCAACAAAAUUUUUGUCCUUUGUUGAGGUGACUGGCAAUAUAGUCAACUUUAGCCAAGGGUUGAGAGAAUUUUGAAUAAACUUUUCUCGUCUGCAGACAUGUACCUAAUUUAUAUGUGUAGUCACAACCAACCAACACAGUCUAAAACAAAGUAAACCCAACUGCAAGUUUAAAUUUUAAUCCCG
This is a messenger RNA of Porites lobata, 26514 nucleotides long. The record is from the annotation of a GenBank genome assembly. Lineage: Eukaryota; Metazoa; Cnidaria; Anthozoa; Scleractinia; Poritidae.